AUGGAGGAACCUCAGAGUCUUCGGUCUUUAUUCACAUCGGCAAAGGAUGACAAGACAUCCUUGGAAUCCCGCGGAGAUACCAACACAGAAACUUAUCGUGACCUGGUCAAUGCGACGAUCACCAAAUUCCGAGAAUGCCAGCGACAAGUCGGUAUCGUGUCGCUAUUCAGUUCCAACGAAUCGCUUGAUGAUCUGUCGACCGGAGAUAUCCAAUACAUGACCCUCGAAUAUCACCUUGCUGAACUGACCCAACGCGCCGCCACAUCCGAUCGCGAAGCUGUUCUGCGCCAAGCUCUGGAGCAAUAUGAGAGAUUUCUUACACGCCUGGAUGAAUACGAACUGCUGUCAGGAGGGGACAAGAGACUCUUUGUGCAAUAUAUGGCCAAUCCGACUACAUUCACUCUAGCACCUACCAGUGAUGCGGCUGCCAGACGAGACAUUAAAGUGAGACGUUUCAGGGAAGAAAAGGAGCUAAAGCAAAAGCUGGAGUAUCUAUCCCGCAAUGAAGCAAGCCUACAAAGCGACGAUGACGAUACGCGGAGACUCUAUCUGGCCGAACUUCAACUUUAUACCCACCAGACAUUCCAAGCACUGGACCUUUUGAUGCAGGAGCUAGAGAUGCUCUCGAUGAUGCGGAACGCACCGCCGCCUAUUCAAGCACCGCCAGAUGACCCGAGACAACGGAGUAGCCUAGGAGGAGCCAAUUACUCAGACCGCGUGGACCCGUCCUUAUCGCAAUUGCUGAACGGCGGACGAAAUGGCCCGAUCCUCAACAACAGGGGAAAGCCAAUGCAACCAUUCACGCUGUUGGACCGUCGCCAACAACUCCAACAAGGAGUCUUCCGUUCAGGCCAUAACCUUCCGACUAUGACAAUCGAUGAGUACCUCGACGAGGAGAAGCGGAGAGGCAAUGUUGUUCAAGGUGGAGAGCAAUCUGGUAUCAUUGCGGAAAUUGACCAGGAUGAUCAUGACGCGGUGGAUAAGGAGACGAUGAAGGCCCGGAAUUGGGAUGAAUAUGUCGAAGCCAAUCCCAAGGGAUCGGGUAACACCCUGAACCGAGGCUAG
Penicillium waksmanii is the source of this 1065-nucleotide messenger RNA. Its product is annotated as IGBP1/TAP42 family protein. The record is from RefSeq and is a predicted model, not a curated record. Gene Ontology annotation, cellular component: cytosol. Bases 1 to 1065 code for a protein of 354 amino acids. Gene Ontology annotation, biological process: regulation of signal transduction; regulation of dephosphorylation. NCBI's taxonomy places the organism in Eukaryota, Fungi, Ascomycota, Eurotiomycetes, Eurotiales, Aspergillaceae. Gene Ontology annotation, molecular function: protein phosphatase 2A binding. The transcript is spliced from 3 exons.